Mauremys mutica (yellowpond turtle) is the source of this 603-nucleotide messenger RNA. Its product is annotated as elongin-B-like. The record is from RefSeq and is a predicted model, not a curated record. Gene Ontology annotation, molecular function: protein binding. Gene Ontology annotation, biological process: transcription elongation by RNA polymerase II. Bases 6 to 581 code for a protein of 191 amino acids. The transcript has 2 exons. Gene Ontology annotation, cellular component: VCB complex; elongin complex. Lineage: Eukaryota; Metazoa; Chordata; Testudines; Geoemydidae.
AUGUCAUGGGCUUUGCACUCAAUUCACCCCAGCUCUGUAUGCAGACACCCUCACAGUGUGAAGUGUACAAUACACAAAUAGCCAAACAUGGAAUUAAGUGUCUGUUAUCCCCUGCCUGGAAGAGAUUUCUCCAAGUUGUGAGUCUUGUAUCUUCAGCACACAAGGCCGUGGUGCCCCUUGGCACCAGAAGACCGUCGGGAGCCUCCGUAGCAACAAUGGACGUCUUCUUGAUGAUCCGUCGCCACAAAAUGACCAUCUUUGCUGAUGCCAAGGAGACGACUACUGUGCAGGAGCUGAAGAAGAUUGUGGAGGGCAUCCUGAAGAGGCCUCCGGAGGAGCAGCAGCUAUACAAGGAUGACUGGUUGCUGGAGGAUGGUGAGAGGACCCUGAUAGAAUGUGGGUUAAGCAGUCAGACUUCCCGUCCCCAGGCACCAGCCAUGGUGGGCUUGGCCUUAUUCAGAGCCAGCGAGGGCUCCUUUGAGCCAUUGCACAUCGACCCCUUCUCCAGCACCCCUGAGCUGCCUGAUGUCUUGAAGCCUCAAGAUUCUGGCAGCAGCUCCAGCGAGCAGCCUAUGCAGUGAAACCAGGGUCCACUGCUCCAUC